Molecule: messenger RNA, 1397 nt
Organism: Porites evermanni
Lineage: Eukaryota; Metazoa; Cnidaria; Anthozoa; Scleractinia; Poritidae
Source: the annotation of a GenBank genome assembly
AUGGCGACAGAACUCGUUGAGCUCAGAGAUCAGGAGGAAGAAUCCCCUGACUUUGCCCGUGAUGGAGCUAGAGUUUCUUUUAAUGUUGGGUGAGCAAAACGAAGAGCCGCAACCAGGAAACAUAGCAAUCUCUGGAGAAGAAGUUUACAAACCUGCCCUGUGGAAAGUAAUGAAGAGAAGCUUGAGGGCUUGUUACACCACUAUCGAAACAACAGGUCCAAAUCGUGUAUUAUUGAGGGAUUACUGUUUGUUCUCAGACAACUUUUGGCUCCAGUACAUGAAUCAGUCGAUGUUGCUAGGAGGGCGUGGGGUUUCCUUAAAUUUGAGGAAGCCUUCGGUAUAUUUGAGGGGGUUUUUGAUCACGCAGUUGGAAAAGAUGAAUUCCAGGAUCACCUUCUUCACCCAGAAUAUGGUCUACGAGUUAAUGUCGCACAAGUCAACUCAAACAGGCAAGUUAUUGUUUUAAUAUACUUCAAGAGAUACGUGUUUACAAUUUUUGUUGUUUGUUUUGAGUGUGAGAGGAAAACAAGAGCUCCAUUUUCAUUUAUUUACUUAUUUAUUUUUAUAGAUUCUUGGUUUUGGAAAAUGAAUUCACUAACAUCGGAUGCUUUUUGAACGAGUUAAUUCUUGAUCAAGACACGCCUUGUUCAUCUGAGCGACUAAAAUUAACUGCUGAUGUUCUUGAAAGUGUGCUUGCUUCAAUGGAUACGGAGUAUGACCGCAAUGCCUUGAAAAGAAUCCUUUUUACCUUCUUGUCAAGGUCUGAAAUUUAUGCCUUAGGUGUCAAGCCUGACAGAGCUGUAAACUUUCUUUCAAAAACUUUGCAGGCUUCAGAAGAGGUUGAAAAUGCACAAGUUGCAGCUGAAGACAUGAUUUUUUUAAGACUAAUUGAGAGGAAUGGCAAAAUACAAGAGAAGAUAAACGAUAUAGACAGAAAAUUACAGAAAGAAGGAGAUCUGUUGUCUGAAAAACGCAGAGCUGACAUGAUCCAACAAAAAGAAGUUUAGCUGGAGAGAAAAGAGCAUGCAGAGAGUGUAAAAAAUCAAAACACUGCCUCAGCCAAGAAGCAUGUCGUCCAACAAAGAAAGAGACUAACCAGUUCCCUCAUAGAAGAAAAUAGGGUGAAAAAGCGCAAACGAUCUUGUGGUGCACCAUCUCUACUACAUUCUGAUGAGGAGGAGGCAAUUGCUAAAGCCAUUGAAGAAAAGUCGACAGCCCAUGGUCGGAGGCAUGAUAUGGUUCUAUAUACAAAUCACCAUGUCAAAAAGAAAGACUUUCUAUCUUUGGCUAAUUAUUAUCGACUUAAACAAGGGAAAAAGCUUAUUAAAAGUGCAACAACAGUUUUGAACCGUGCAAGGCCAAGAAAUGUGAGAUCAAUUGCUGCAAGAGCACAUAAA